Molecule: messenger RNA, 2709 nt
Organism: Dufourea novaeangliae
Lineage: Eukaryota; Metazoa; Arthropoda; Insecta; Hymenoptera; Halictidae
Gene: ss
Product: circadian locomoter output cycles protein kaput
Exons: 10
Coding region: 16-2709 (897 amino acids)
Biological process (GO): regulation of transcription by RNA polymerase II
Cellular component (GO): nucleus; aryl hydrocarbon receptor complex
Molecular function (GO): nuclear receptor activity; transcription cis-regulatory region binding; protein dimerization activity
Source: RefSeq, a predicted model, not a curated record
AACAACCCGGUCGCGAUGAGCCAACUAGGAACCGUUUAUGCCACCAAACGAAGACGUCGGAAUGGGAAAAGCUUAAAACCACCCCAAAAGGAUGGCGUGACGAAGUCGAAUCCCAGCAAACGACAUCGCGAACGACUGAACGCCGAAUUGGACACGCUGGCGUCGUUGCUACCAUUCGAGCAGAAUAUCCUGAGCAAGCUAGACCGGCUCAGCAUCCUCAGACUCAGUGUGAGCUAUCUUCGAACGAAAAGCUACUUUCAAGUGGUGAUGCACAAAGACAAGGAGGAAAAUUCGCACCACGAUUCUCACUACAGAGCGAGGGAGUUGGCCGCGUUCGCUGCAUACGAUCAUCAUCAUCUUGACGGCGAAACGUUCCUUCAGGCGCUGAACGGGUUCCUACUCAUCCUCACCUGUGACGGGGAAGUGUUCUUCGCCACCCACAGCAUAGAAAGUUACCUUGGCUUCCAUCAGUCCGAUAUCGUCCACCAAAGUGUCUACGAGUUGGUGCACAGCGAGGAUCGCGAAGAAUUACAGUACGCUCUUUCACCCCAACACAGUCACCUAUUGGAGCGCAGUUUCACUGUCCGUUUCCGUUGUCUUCUGGACAAUACGUCCGGCUUUUUGCGUUUAGACAUCAGAGGCCGCGUGAAGAUACUCCAUGGCCAAAAUAGGAAAACGGAGGAACCACCCCUGGCGCUGUUCGCCCUCUGCACACCAUUCGGACCGCCUUCUCUCCUCGAAGUCCCUCAAAAGGACGUGAUGUUUAAAAGUAAACACAAACUGGAUCUAGCGCUGGUGUCCAUGGAUCAACGGGGGAAAAUGUUGCUGGGAUACUCGGACGCUGAACUGGCGAACCUCGGUGGCUACGAUCUAGUCCAUUACGACGAUUUGGCUUACGUCGCGAGCGCACACCAAGAACUACUGAAGACUGGAGCUUCAGGCAUGAUAGCGUACAGAUUCCAGAAGAAGGACGGCGGAUGGCAGUGGUUGCAGACCAGUUCCAGAUUGGUUUACAAGAAUUCGAAGCCUGACUUCGUCAUCAGCACGCACAGACCGCUUAUGGAAGAGGAAGGCAGGGAUCUUCUAGGGAAACGGACGAUGGAUUUCAAAGUGAGCUACUUGGACGCUGGACUGACCAACAGCUACUUCUCCGACAGCGACAGCCUGACUGGAUCGGUGAUGACACCAACGCUUCCAACGCAGCCAACGUCUCAGCGUGUGAACAGGCGGUACAAGACCCAGUUGAGGGACUUUCUGUCCACUUGUCGGAACAAACGUACCAAACUUUCCGCACAAUCGUCCGUUUCGCCGCCAGUCACGCCCACGGUCGCGUCCGUGGACUAUUUAGCGGCUGAUACCAGCGCUGCAGCCGCGGUCGCAGCGGCGUACAGCAACCUGAACACGAUGUACCCUACUCCGUACGCGCCUACGGCAGUCGCUGCCAGUACUGAUCCUUCGUUGACCACGUACAUCGGUCACACGGGCAAUUAUCAUCAAACAUUAUAUCCGGCGACCGCGUUGGACAAUAGGUAUCUAACAGCAGCCACGGAGAAUCUGUUCCAGUACAGGCCUCUCGGUUCCUACUACCCAGAGUACCACACGAGCACCGCGUACAACGGCUUCAUCGACGUCUCUUUACCCACCUACGAGACCCACCAACUAACAAGUAAAGCAGAAGAGAAACUCUACUGCCAGCAAUUGGGGGAAUCCCCUAAGUACAGCUACGUCGAGACAAGACACCCGAGCAGCGUCAGUGGUUCCCCUUAUGCGGCCAGUCCGGUCGCAAGCGCGUCCACGAUGCACACAGCGACCACCGACAUCAAUAUCGUUCGAGCUGGUAGCAGACACUCCCUGGAAGGUGGAGCGUCGUCCAGCAAUUCCGCUGGAAGCUCCCCCGUGACUGGACCAACGAACGGUGUGCUCACCCCGAAGAUCGAGGACGUUAAACCAGAAGUGUACGGGAACGAGGCCCCAAGACAGACUGUCCUGAUGUGGGGCGCACCACCGCCUCGUACUCCACCGAGGAAUAACGGUAGCUACAGCCCGCCGACGCCACAUUCCACCCAUUCGUCCACCCAUUCGACCAACACAGCAGCGGCUGGUGAUCCCCUAAAGUCCCUGGCGGAGAUGAACUCGAUGAACGGGGAGUGCAAAUGGAGGCAAACGUCACCCAGCGAGCAACAAACCACCGCGCCGAGUUCACCGCGAACUAAGACGCAAACGCAGCACCAGCAUCAUCAACAGCAACAACAACAGCAACAGCAUCAGCAGUAUCCAGUGACCACGUCACAAUAUCAGGCAGCAGCGGCAGCAGCGGCUGCGGCCGCAGCUGCAGCGGCCAGCACUAUCGGAUACACGCACUCGCAUCCAGGCCAUGGCCACGGGGAAGCGGGCUCCGAGGUAUGGCAAGGAGUGCAACACCAUCACCACUACCAGUACUAUCCCUACCACCAUCACCACCCCGCACCACCAAGGCACGCGCCCCACACACCCCCGUCAACUGUGGGAACGGGGACGGGAGUCGGCAUGGGCAUCGUCCCGGACAGCAACACCAACAACAACAACAACCACAACGUCUUGUACCAUCCUGCGCACCACCACCCCCAGCACCAACACGGGGUGGGAUCAUCACCGGGGGGAAUGGGCCCAACUGUCCCUCAGAUACCAAACCGGACGCCGGGAGUCCUUUGCUGUCCAUCUCUGAGGUGA